GCACAACAUGCUGCACCACAUCCUUCUUCUGGUGCUGACCUUUGGUCAAGGUCUGACCACUGAACCAGGUGCUGUGAUGAGACUCACAAAGAAAGGUUUGGAUUACGGUAAGUAAAGCUUUAUGCUUCUAUUCACUGUGAUCAUUCAACAUCUUAGACAUUCGUACAGCAACUGUCUCGCAUACAAUUCUAUACCACAUGACAUUCACACAAUAUCUACAUGACGUUCACAAAAGAACUAUACGACAUUCAUACAAAUGCCUCAUGACAUCAACACAACAACCACGUGACAUUCACAAAAGAACUAUGCGACAUUCAUACACAUGCCACAUGACAUUAACACAAUAACUACAUGACGUUCACAAAAGAACUAUAUGACAUUCAUACAAAUGCCACAUGACAUUCACACAACUGCUAGAUGCCGCUCAUACAGCUCAUAAUCGGGUGAUAUUGUUUCCCCCACCAACAGCCAACACGGUUGCACACGACGCCAUCGCCCAGGCGCUACCAACUCUGAAGAUUGCGGACUUAAAGGGAUCUUCUGGAAUAUUAAGCUAUCGUCUGACCAAGUAAUACUCUCACCAUCCCAUUAAGCAAACACCGUUAUCAUUAAGCUAUCGUCUGACCAAGUAAUACUCUCACCAUCCCAUUAAGCAAACACCGUCAUCAUUAAGCUACGUAUGUGACCUAUAUAAAGAGAAGUUGGGAGAAUGGCCAAUCAAAGUACAAGCUGUUCUCUGGGCAAAGUCUGAACAUGUCCGCUCCCCCCCCCCCCCAAAUCUUUUUUUUUAUUAAAAAUAUAUUGGUAUUUAUAUAUGAAUAAUUAACAAUUUUGGCGCCACCUUGCUAAUAUUGCGCCCGGGUCAACGUCCGCCUAUUUACAUUCCUUUCGCCCUGGCUGGAGAGAUAGGGCACUAUGUGAAGACUGAAUUCAAGUUUUUUAAAAAAAAUAUGCCUGCAAUUUCUCAGAUCUAUCACUCCAUAUUGACUAAAAACACACAAUUAAAAUGUAUAAUAGUGUAAUAAUUUACAAAGUCCAGAAGUAAAAGUAAAUAUUAAUACAUUUAUGACAAUACAAUUUUUUUUCAUAUUUCCUAAAUAUUGUUUCAUCCCACCUUCUAAAUAUUGUUUCAUCCCACCUUCUAAAUAUUGUUUCAUCCCACCUUCUAAAUAUUGUUUUACUCCACCUUCCAAACCCAAGCAUUAUAAACAAGGGUGACAACCCCCCUACCAGCACAAUGACCUUCAACUCCGGACUUGAUGGACUGACGUGGAAGCUGGACGACUUUGGAC
Molecule: messenger RNA, 1292 nt
Organism: Lymnaea stagnalis (great pond snail)
Lineage: Eukaryota; Metazoa; Mollusca; Gastropoda; Lymnaeidae
Source: the annotation of a GenBank genome assembly